AUGAAUGCAUCACUCACCGACCACAAAUCGAUCGUCCACAAAAGCACAAUCAUCGAUCCACAAAAGCAAAAGCCAGAAAUGAUUAUUUUUUAUAAUAGCACCAAAGGUGGCGUCGAUACAUUAGAUCAGAAAUGUGCCAUUUACUCAAUUCUCGAUGCACACAGCGCUGGCCAAUGGCGGUCUUCUACAGAAUGCUGGAUGUUUCUGCAGCAAAUGCGUACAUCAUUAGCAGCAUGA
This is a messenger RNA of Parnassius mnemosyne (clouded apollo), 237 nucleotides long. NCBI's taxonomy places the organism in Eukaryota, Metazoa, Arthropoda, Insecta, Lepidoptera, Papilionidae. The record is from the annotation of a GenBank genome assembly.